Camellia sinensis is the source of this 2458-nucleotide messenger RNA. Its product is annotated as putative metal-nicotianamine transporter YSL6. Gene Ontology annotation, molecular function: oligopeptide transmembrane transporter activity. The record is from RefSeq and is a predicted model, not a curated record. Gene Ontology annotation, cellular component: vacuolar membrane. Lineage: Eukaryota; Viridiplantae; Streptophyta; Magnoliopsida; Ericales; Theaceae.
ACUCAACUCAACUCAACUCAACUCAACUCCCAUUGAUUCUCUUCUACUCAAAUGUCUUUUUCGUUCCCUUCAUAAUCAUAAUAAUAUGUUUUCUUUUUAGGCAAAGAAAAGAAAGAUAACCAAAAAACAAUCCAAUCAAAUCAAAUCAAAUCAACAAAUCAAACUCGUAUCGUAUAUUCUGAUUAAGAGAAUCUCCCUCCAAUCCAAUUUUUCUAAAUUCUUGGAAGAUUGGGUAACAAUGGGGACUCAAACUGUUGAGAUCUCAGAGCCAUUGAUUGUUGAACAAGAAGCUGAGGAGAAGGUCAGGAACGAUGAUGACUUGGAAAGUAUUCCAGAAUGGAAAGACCAGAUCACUUUCAGGGGAUUGGCUGCGAGCGCUGUGUUGGGUGGACUCUUCUGUAUCAUCACCCACAAGCUCAAUCUCACUGUCGGCAUCAUUCCCUCCCUCAAUGUUGGCGCCGGAUUGCUAGGGUUCUUCUUUGUCAAGUCAUGGACUUCCUUUUUGUCCAAAUUAGGGUUUUCGGUUCAACCCUUUACCAGACAAGAGAACACUGUUAUUCAGACCUGCGUCGUCGCCUGCUAUGGCCUCGCCUUCAGUGGGGGAUUCGGUUCAUAUUUGAUUGCAAUGGAUGAUAGAACAUACAAACUGAUUGGUGUGGAUUACCCUGGUAAUCGGGCGGAGGAUGUAAAGGACCCUGGCUUAUGGUGGAUGAUUGGUUUUUUAUUUGUUGUCAGUUUUCUUGGGCUAUUUAGUCUUGUUCCACUUCGCAAGGUUAUGGUCUUGGAUUAUAAGCUUACAUACCCCAGUGGAACAGCGACAGCAAUGUUGAUAAACAGCUUCCACACAAAUACUGGAGCUGAGCUUGCAGGGAAACAAGUAAAAUGUCUUGGGAAGUAUUUGAGCAUAAGUUUGUGCUGGAGCUGCUUUAAAUGGUUUUUCAGUGGUAUUGGGGAUUCUUGUGGAUUUGAUAAUUUUCCAACCCUUGGAUUGACUCUAUUUAAGAACACGUUUUAUUUUGACUUUAGUCCAACUUAUGUUGGAUGUGGUCUUAUCUGCCCUCACAUAGUCAACUGUUCGGUUCUUUUUGGUGCAAUCAUAUCAUGGGGCGUUCUCUGGCCCUACAUAUCCCAACAUGCAGGGGAUUGGUAUCCAGCUGAUCUUGAUAGCAAUGAUUUUAAAGGUCUUUAUGGGUACAAGGUUUUCAUAUCCAUCUCCCUUAUCCUUGGUGAUGGCCUUUACAAUUUGAUCAAGAUAAUAGCACUAACUGUUAGGGAAAUGUGCAACAGCACCGAACAGAAGAAUCUUCCUAUCAUGAAUGAAGUCUCAGGCAAGGAUUAUAAGGUUCCAUAUGAUGGUGAGAGUUCUAAAUUACUAAUGGAGAAAAGAAAACAAGACGAGGUAUUUUUGAAAGACAGUAUACCAUCCUGGUUUGCUGUUUCUGGAUAUGUGGGCCUGGCUGCAGUAUCUACAGCUACACUACCGACCAUCUUCCCACCCCUCAAGUGGUACCUAGUGCUCUGCUCUUAUAUUUUUGCCCCUGCGCUUGCCUUCUGCAACUCCUAUGGCACUGGACUCACAGACUGGAGUUUGGCAUCCACUUACGGAAAGAUUGGUCUUUUUACAAUUGCUUCAUUGGUUGGACGUGAUGGUGGGGUAAUAGCUGGUUUAGCGGCAUGUGGGGUUAUGAUGUCCAUUGUCUCAACUGCAGCUGAUCUCAUGCAAGAUUUCAAGACAGGCUAUCUUACUUUCUCAUCGGCUAAGUCUAUGUUUGUGAGCCAGGUAAUUGGAACAGCCAUGGGAUGUGUACUUGCUCCGCUCACAUUUUGGUUGUUUUGGACUGCUUUUGACGUUGGGUCGCCUGAUGGUCCAUACAAAGCACCAUAUGCUGUUAUAUUUAGAGAAAUGGCCAUUCUGGGAAUUGAGGGCUUCUCUGAGCUUCCCAAGCAUUGCCUAGCAUUAUGUUGUGUGUUCUUUGUAUUAGCUCUGGUUCUAAACCUUCUGAGGGAUGUGACUCCGGCAAGGGUUUCACAAUUUAUUCCCAUUCCAAUGGCAAUGGCGGUACCAUUUUAUAUUGGAGCUUAUUUUGCAAUUGAUAUGUUUGUUGGGACGGUGAUAUUGUAUGUCUGGGAGCGAAUGAAUAGGAAGGAUGCAGAAGAUUAUGCAGGGGCAGUUGCUUCAGGUUUGAUAUGUGGUGAUGGGAUUUGGACUAUACCAUCAGCAGUACUCUCCAUUUUCAGGAUCAAUCCACCUAUCUGCAUGUGCUUUAGGCCUGCUGUGAAUUAGCUGAGCAAGUAAGUUGUACAGCUCUAUAAUUAUCUGUUCUUAUUGUUGUUGGCACAUGUAAAUGUCUCUUGUGAAUUAUUAUGCAUCCAUGACUGUUACCUGUUUCGUUACAUCUUAAAAAACAAAAAAUUGAAUGAAUGAUUGAUUGAUGAGAAAAAUCUUUAAUUUUCUUAA